This is a messenger RNA of Hevea brasiliensis (rubber tree), 894 nucleotides long. Its product is annotated as probable serine/threonine-protein kinase PIX13. Lineage: Eukaryota; Viridiplantae; Streptophyta; Magnoliopsida; Malpighiales; Euphorbiaceae. Gene Ontology annotation, molecular function: ATP binding. The transcript is spliced from 2 exons. Bases 405 to 770 code for a protein of 121 amino acids. The record is from RefSeq and is a predicted model, not a curated record.
UUUAACGGAGUGACAGGAUGACUGGAAAUCCUAAAUAACCUUCCUUGAUCUUGAUUGUACCGAAGUGACAGGAUGACUGAAAAGCCUAAUCUUUGGCCUUUUCAGUUUUCUCUAUAUCUAUUCUCAUCAGAAAUAAAUAUCAUUCAAAGAUAGAAAAAGGUUUAUUUAUUUAUUUUUUUUAUGGGGAUUUCCUGGAGUGGCAUUGCUGGUAAGUCCAAUCCAGCUCCACCAUCUAUCCCUCUGGCUACACCUCCAGCUUCUAUCCCUCCGGCUUCAGACUCAAUCUCAGAACCAAACCAGCUCCCAAGUCGAAUCGGCCAUGUCAUCGAUUGUAAGUUCACCAUAUAAUAAAUGGGGAUACGUCUUUUGUGUAUAGCAAUGUCUACUGCACAAGCUAGUUCUCUAUGGUAACUGCCAAUCUUACAACACGGCUAUCUCAAGUGAGUGACGCAUUUGCAGCUAUCUGGGCCGACAAUGCCACUGAGGACAAUGAAUUCUCAGUUGCAAUUGAAGACGAGAGUCUUCCUGAUGCAGGAACUGCAUCAGAUUCAAAGUUGAAAUCUUUCACCUAUGCACAAUUGAAAGCUGCAACCUUUGGCUUUAAAAGUGAUAUGGUGCUAGGAAGAGGAGGCUUUGGCAGUGUCUAUAAGGGUUGGAUCAAGGAGAACACUCCUCAGGCUAUCAGGAAACGAGCCGUUGCCGUUAAGAGAUUGGACACAAGAAGCAAGCAAGGAUUUCGACAAUGGCAAGUAAGUUUGUUUUAUGAAUGAUAUUGCAAAUUAAAUGGGUUUAUUUGGUAACAUCGCUGCGCUCAAAUACCCUCUUUUAGAUUGUUAGCAUAAUGUGACCAAGUUCAUUAUAUCAUGAUAAAAUUGUUGUGUAAUUAUUUGGUAA